AUGUCUUCAGAUAAUUAUAUGACUAGUCACGGAUCUACGUACGUGGGUACAUUCGAUUCCAGUAUGAACCACAUUUCAAACAGUACAUUAAGUAACCCACCAAUUCCUUCUCUUUCUGCUAGUGCCACAGAUACCUCAAACUUAUCGGCAAACACCAAUACAACAACAGUCACUAGUGGCUCGCCCCCUUUGUUUGCUAAUCCUAAUUCCUCUGCUUCCACAAUCACCACCAUACCUCCAAUUAAACAGCCAUUUCCACAAUACUAUGCAGGUCAACAGCCAGCACAGCAACAUCAAUCGCUGCAACAUCAGCCAUUGCAACCGCAGAUACAGUCACAACAGCAUUUUACACAAGGGCAAUACCAAAUACAAGCUCAGCCGAUUGCAUUACAACAACAUCAACAGCCAACUCAAUAUUACACACAAGAUUACAGUACGAUAGAUCCCUACUAUCAAGCUCAGCAAUAUAACAAUCAAUACUAUUAUACCAAUGGCAUCGCCACUAGCGCUGUUCCAUAUCAGUAUCCACAGAGUUUUGUUCCACUACAAUACGGUGCAUAUGCACAAUUAGCCUCCUCUACACGGGGGCAAGCACACCCACAAGUAACUUCUUUACCGUUACCAUCACAACACCAAUCUCAAGUGCAACAAUACUAUUAUGAUCCUACUGUUGCUGCUACCGUCGCUACUGCCACUACUGCCGCCACUGCUGCUGUUACUAAUGCUCCAACAACAACAACAGCAGCAGCAACUUCCUCUUCUAUUCCACCUAUCUCUAAUUUCAUUACUGGAGCUGGAUCAACUAUAACUACUGCCCUAGAUAAUGGUAUAAAGGACAGUAAUAACAAUAGUCAUAAUAAUAGUAAUAACAAUAACAAUAACAAUGACAGUAAUAGCAGUAAUAGUAGUAGUAAUAAUAAUAGCAAUAACAAUAAUGUUGUUUCUCUUAUUACUCCUUCUAUUGCUCCAAUAAUCAGUACUUCUAAUAAUAACAGUGGUAAUGUUGUUACUGUUAGUGAUGGUGCUAGUACGACAAUUGGUGCUGCCUCUAUUAUCAAUAGUACUACUACAACUAAUAACAACAAUAAUAUUAGUACUAGUGCUAAUACUGGUAACAAUACUAGUAACAGUAACACCAACAGUAACACCAACAGUAACAGUAGUAGUAGUAAUAAUAGUAAUGGUGGUGGUAAUGGGUACGUACAAGAGGAAUAUACACAACUAGCACCGUUACCGCAAUUACAAGCAAUUUCUCCACAUCUUCCAGUUCCGUUUGCUUCACAUCAACAACAGCAACAACAGCAACCGUUUUAUUUCACACAACAGCAAACACCACAGCAGCGACAAUUACAAACUCAAUCACCAUUUCAAUUACAGCCACCGAUACAAACACAGCCACUCCAACCUACAAUCCUGCCUACAAUAAAACCACCAGUCCCAUCCUAUCGUACAGUUCCACAUACAAAUUUCGGUGUUAUUACUACUAUGUGGGAGGAUGAGAACACACUGUGUUACCAAGUGGAAGCCAAUGGUGUUAAUGUUGUGCGUAGAGCAGACAACAACUUCAUUAAUGGAACGAAACUGUUGAAUGUGACAAGAAUGACUCGUGGUAGAAGAGAUGGGAUUUUAAAAGCAGAGAAGGUGAGACACGUAGUCAAGAUCGGGUCCAUGCACUUGAAGGGUGUUUGGAUUCCAUUUGAAAGAGCUCAAAUAAUGGCACAACGAGAGAAUAUAUUGGAUUUGUUAUACCCGCUGUUUGUACCUGAUAUCGAGUCAUUAUUAUCGGGCAAUUAA
This is a messenger RNA of Arxiozyma heterogenica, 1794 nucleotides long. It is a transcript of the gene SOK2, whose product is annotated as Sok2p. NCBI's taxonomy places the organism in Eukaryota, Fungi, Ascomycota, Saccharomycetes, Saccharomycetales, Saccharomycetaceae. Gene Ontology annotation, cellular component: nucleus. Bases 1 to 1794 code for a protein of 597 amino acids. Gene Ontology annotation, molecular function: sequence-specific DNA binding; DNA-binding transcription factor activity. The record is from RefSeq and is a predicted model, not a curated record. Gene Ontology annotation, biological process: positive regulation of transcription by RNA polymerase II. The transcript has a single exon.